Ostertagia ostertagi is the source of this 288-nucleotide messenger RNA. The record is from the annotation of a GenBank genome assembly. Lineage: Eukaryota; Metazoa; Nematoda; Chromadorea; Rhabditida; Trichostrongylidae.
AUGUCUACCACUCAGGAGAGCCUUGAGAAACUGGAGGCCGGUCGUUUCAGGUUCUUGAAUGAACAGCUGUAUACAAUGACUGGUUCGGAAGCUUGGGAAUACUUUAAAGAAGAUCCCGAUGCUUUCCGGUGUUAUCACAAUGGAUUUGCUGAGCAGGUGAAAAAAUGGCCGAACCAUCCUCUCUCUUCCAUAAUACGGUGGCUGAAGGCCAAACCAAGUGGAUCUGUUGUGUUCGAUAUGGGAUGCGGGGAAGCGAAAAUAGCGGCUACCGUUGGUGAAAUACAUAAG